This is a messenger RNA of Diatraea saccharalis (sugarcane borer), 294 nucleotides long. Lineage: Eukaryota; Metazoa; Arthropoda; Insecta; Lepidoptera; Crambidae. The record is from the annotation of a GenBank genome assembly.
CACAUCGCAAUUUUAAAAAUAUAUUUGUAAUUUUUAUUUUGAAUUACAAACCGUUUUUUAUGACUAGUGAUGGCUGGAAAGUUAAAUAAAUUUGAAACUCCCAGCUCCGCCAGCUCUGAUAGCGACACGGAGCUGGCAUUGGAGUUGAGCGAGCAGGUGUUCAUAGACGAUGACGACUACUCGACCCGAGCGCCUGCCUCGCCCAUAACCGUGCCCGAUGUACGCCCCUACCGCCCACCCUCCACAGGGACUGUUAUAUUUCUUAAUUCUAUGAAUGCCGUUCAGCAUGUUUAA